This is a messenger RNA of Aspergillus pseudotamarii, 657 nucleotides long. RefSeq lists its product as uncharacterized. The record is from RefSeq and is a predicted model, not a curated record. Bases 1 to 657 code for a protein of 218 amino acids. NCBI's taxonomy places the organism in Eukaryota, Fungi, Ascomycota, Eurotiomycetes, Eurotiales, Aspergillaceae. The transcript has a single exon.
AUGGAUAUAUACACCGACGACCGAAGUACUCAUACCAUUGAUUGGCGGCUCCCUGAGAAUUAUACUAUAACCAAUCCAACAUUGGAUUUAUCAAGUCCUCUUUCAACUAUGGGAAGCAACCAUCCCUUAAGUUGUUUUACGGACCCUGAAAUGGCUACCGCAAAUGUUUUGGCAUCUCCGUAUAGUUCAACCGAUGAGACAAUGGGACUUGCCGCCUAUACCCCAUUGUGGAGAGAUUCGGAACAACAAGUCCAGUGGAAGAAGAUAUCGUGUCCCUUUUAUCAUGACCCACUAAGCAUCAGAAGCUGUGAGUGGUGUGGCCAACAGCCCAGUAUUUUGGAAGGAAAUACUCCGGGUCAAUGGUAUCACUGCUAUCCCUUGAUGUUAUCUGCCGACGAAUAUGAAAACGAACGACCUCUAAGCUUUCCCAUAUCAUCAGCCUUGGACUGUUCUCCUGUUUUCGGCAUAGAUGCUAGGUGUGACCCUAGGACCAUGACUGAUGGAAAUCAGUCAUUCCACCAAGAUCAGACAUUAGAAGAGGAAGUCACCUUCGCACCGACUAUGAUCGAACCAUACUGCCUUUACAGCACACGUUUCGGUGAAUUGAGUACUAGUGGGUGGCCAGUCAUUCCAUUACCACCUGGUAAUGGAAAUUAA